GCUAGGUGCGGGAAGAGGACGAGGAGAGAGAGGGGGAGCAUCUAUGGAGGCACCGCUAGUGACGCCGAUGGAGGCUCCCUCGGAGGCACUGGGCCACCUUCCCAAGCUGGAAAUAAUGGUGGCAGAGGAGCUGCCUAUCGCGGUGGAAAUGGCGGAACAACAAUGGCACGAUGAGGACACCCGGUCUCUUAUUUUGUGGAGGACCGCCAACGCCUCCUUGUUCACAGGGAGACGUCAUGCUGCUGUCAAUGGAUAUGAGAUGUACAUCGCCAGUCGGGGUCUGGAGGGCAGGGUGACCCCGACCUUCUUAAAGAAGAAGUGGGAGAACCUGAAGCAUCAGUAUAAGGCGCACAAGUACUCCAAACCUGGGGUCGGCAUGGAUGGCAGUGAGACCCCCGCCACGUCCUGGAAGUGGUACAAUCUGAUGGACGAGGCCAUCGGGGGCCGGUUGUCCAUGACCCCGCCCAUCUUCAUCGCCUCAUGCUCCCAGGACUCCAUGGCGGGCGAAGCCCCGCCCAUGCCCGCCCCGGAACGCUACGAGGCCGCAGGGUCCGUCCCGAAGAGGCGGCGGGUGGACCUGGGGGACAUGCUGAAGGAGAGCAUGGACAAGGACGAGCGCUUCGAGCUGGAACUGAGGGAGAUGGAAGCCAGGGCCAUAGAGCGGGAGGAGGCCAGGGCGAGGGAGGCGGCGGAGAGGGAGGAGCGGCGCCACCGCGAGGCCGUGGAGCGCGAAGAGACGAGGCACCGCGAGGCCGUGGAGCGCGAGGAGAGGCGGCACCGCGACGCCGUGGAGAGGGAGGAACGCUUCUUUAGAGAGAUGAGAGAGAGAGACGAUAGGAGAGACUCGGCUGCCAGAGAGGAGCGCUUCUUGGCCAUCUUGGAAGCUCUGAUCCAGAAAUAACUCUUUCAGUAAAACCUUCUGUAUCACAUCAAUCAUCUCAUGAAUUAUUCAUCACACCACUGACUGAGAGGGGGGGCGUCUACUACAUGUCUUUUUUUACGCUGCUUGCCUUUUAAUCCCAAGUGUUUUGAGGCUGUCGCUUGGCAAGUCAAAGUUGAAGCUCCUUUCUAGGAGCCAGGACCAUAAUAGAGCCAGCACCCUUGGGAUCCUUCACAAAGCUUCUCCCUGUCAUUCCUGGGCUAUUGAAUGUUUUUCUUCUGGACGUUUUGUGGAUAAUCUGUGAAAAUAAACUUGUGUAAAAUGUCAA
Messenger RNA from Nerophis ophidion (straightnose pipefish), 1208 nucleotides. RefSeq lists its product as uncharacterized. The coding region runs from base 44 to 901 and encodes 285 amino acids. The transcript is spliced from 4 exons. Lineage: Eukaryota; Metazoa; Chordata; Actinopteri; Syngnathiformes; Syngnathidae. The record is from RefSeq and is a predicted model, not a curated record.